Molecule: messenger RNA, 1371 nt
Organism: Arabidopsis lyrata subsp. lyrata
Lineage: Eukaryota; Viridiplantae; Streptophyta; Magnoliopsida; Brassicales; Brassicaceae
Product: transcription factor MYB63
Exons: 3
Coding region: 252-1124 (290 amino acids)
Source: RefSeq, a predicted model, not a curated record
AUACCAAAUAAUCAACCAUACCACAGACAGACAACCUUUUUCCCACUCAACAAAUCUGAUUUGACAUUUAUCAAUUUCUCUGUUUACAUUCAUCUUUCUCAUGUCAAGAACACAUUCUUACCUCUCUCAUAUAUAUAUAAAAUCUAGAACCAUAUUAUCUUUGGUAAAAGUGAAUCUCAAAAACUGAGUGAUAUAAAGCUAUAUAUAUAUAUAUUGAGAGAGGGAGUGGGAGAGAGUGAGAGAGAGAGAGAAUGGGGAAGGGAAGAGCACCUUGUUGUGACAAGACCAAAGUGAAGAGAGGUCCAUGGAGCCCAGAAGAAGACCUAAAACUCAUCUCUUUCAUUCAGAAGUUUGGUCAUGAGAACUGGAGAUCUCUCCCCAAACAAUCUGGGCUAUUGAGGUGUGGGAAGAGCUGUCGUCUAAGGUGGAUUAACUACCUUAGGCCAGAUCUGAAGCGUGGCAACUUCACUUUAGAGGAGGAAGAAACAAUCAUUAAGCUUCACCACAACUAUGGGAACAAGUGGUCGAAAAUCGCUUCUCAACUUCCAGGAAGAACAGAUAACGAGAUCAAGAAUGUGUGGCACACUCAUCUAAAGAAAAGAGUGGUUCAGAGGUCAGGAAGUGCAGAUGAACCGGCCUCGCCUUGUUCGAGUGGUUCUGUUUCUCGUGGGAAAGACGAUAAGUCGUCUCAAGUAGAAGAUUAUUUGAACAGAGAGAAUAAUCAGGAGUCUACAUCUCUGUCUUCUGGUGGUUCCAACCAUUCCAAUCAACAAGAUGAUCCAAAGAUCACGUUUGAGUAUAUAGAAGAAGCUUAUAGUGAAUUUAACGACAUUAUUCAAGAGGUAGACAAACCCGAUCUGCUGGAGAUACCUUUUGAUUCAGAUGCUGACAUAUGGAGUUUCUUAGAUACUUCAAACUCCACUGCAAAUGAGAACAGCUCAGGUUCAAGAACAACAGAAGAAGAGUCUGAUGAGGAAGAGGUUAAGAAAUGGUUCAAGCACCUGGAAAGCGAACUCGGGUUAGAAGAAGAUGAUAACCAACAACAACAUAAACAGGGAACACAACACAAAGAAGAAGAAUCAUCAUCGUCACUGUUGAAGACCUACGAGCUCAUGAUACAUUAAUGAAAUCCAAUUACUUUAUGGUUUCUUCUAUAAAAUUAGAUAACUUUAUUUUCGAUAUCAACAUAUAAUGCAAAGGUAGAGAGAAAAUGUAUUUGGCAUUUUUAUUUGUAGCCAGUAGAUAUAUAAAACAGAUCUGGUCAAAAGAUACAAUAUACUAAAGCUUAAGACUAAUUACUAUCUAAAAGAAAGAUUCUUUCUCUAGUCUAAAGAAUCUUGAAGAAAAUUGACUGAUAGCUUCGUAUUGAAA